AUGAGACGGUGCUGCUUUUUCAGCGGCAAGGGCCACCCUCCACAUGGUGUUCAUGUGACGCAGGCGCGGCACCACAUCAAUGGUUUUUCGCUAUUUGCGAAGGAGCUGCAGGAAAAAGAGGGGCUUCUCAAGGCUAAAAGCUUUCGUAACGGACGGGAGAACAUGAGAGUUGUAUCACGGCACUGGAAGGAGCUUGGGCGUGGCGAACGCCACAGGUAUAACCAACGUGCACGUGAGAUUGCGGUGCUGCGGGCGCACAACAGUGAUAAGGCCUUCAACGAUUUUAAUCUGCUCAUGCGACUUCUUUUUCGAACCGAUGAUGUGGCAGGCGCGGGUGACGAGGUGUUCACAGCCCACAUGGCGAGGAAUACACUAACACAGCUCAAAUCAAAUCAUCGAGAAAAACUUCGUGAGAAACUUUUGCCCGAGGCGGCUAGUACCUCAAGGAAAAACAGAAAAGCAAAUGAGCGUGCUUUACCCAUGGCGUGGUAUUUUCCACAUAUGCGGUAUUUUGAGUCGUUCGUGGAGAUGCUUAGGGCGGUGGCCCCGACUCAAAAGGCUCUCUUUGUUGCUGUUUCGCGUGUUCUUGCGAUUAACAAACUCUUCACAGGGGAUGCGAUUUCUAACCUCUCGGAGAAGUUCGAUGCCCUCACAGAGGAAGAGGUUGAAAUGUUUAAACCCGUUUCUGACGAAGACGCACCAAGGUUUGAGAGGUACUGUGCGUCCCAUUGUGCUACAUAUGAUAUAGAGAACUUCGACAUUGUGCGCCUUUUUGCGCAGUACCGUGGCCUUAUAACCGCACGGACCUCUCUGCCAGAGCCAGAAGCUACAAAGUACAAGAUGCUAAUGGAGGCCGAUCGCUUUCGCGAGAGUUUGUACUUCAAGGCAUUGCGUAAUUUGGAGCGGGCCAAGGCUGGGCGAAGUACAGAUCAUGGAACAUAUAUCUCUCAUAUUCACCCAGAUGGAGUCACAGUUCCACCCGAAACAUAUGCAAUUGUAUCGAGUUUGAGUGAUGUCGAGAUUGCCAAGAUGCUCGCUGAAACACGGCUAGGACAAUCCGUAUAUGAUGACGUGAUGGACCGAACGAGCUGUUUUCGUCAUGAUAUGGCCAAUCAGCUGUUGAGUGAGACGUACUUGUCCCCUGUACGCGAAAUGAAGGCGAGGCCCAGGAAGUCUCCCAAGCUAUAG
Messenger RNA from Trypanosoma grayi, 1188 nucleotides. RefSeq lists its product as hypothetical. The record is from RefSeq and is a predicted model, not a curated record. NCBI's taxonomy places the organism in Eukaryota, Euglenozoa, Kinetoplastea, Trypanosomatida, Trypanosomatidae. The transcript has a single exon. The coding region runs from base 1 to 1188 and encodes 395 amino acids.